Molecule: messenger RNA, 1636 nt
Organism: Lytechinus variegatus (green sea urchin)
Lineage: Eukaryota; Metazoa; Echinodermata; Echinoidea; Temnopleuroida; Toxopneustidae
Product: coiled-coil-helix-coiled-coil-helix domain-containing protein 5-like
Exons: 3
Coding region: 109-426 (105 amino acids)
Source: RefSeq, a predicted model, not a curated record
CCGGCCGCAAACGAUUACCUCGGCGAUUACCUACCAUAAUUAGGCUAGCUCGCAUUUUUACCCACUAGUUUUGUGUUAUCAUUAUCAAGAGGACAGAGGUACAAAAUAAUGGAAGCUGUUGUGACACUCGUCCUCAAGUACUGCGGUAAGGAGCUGGAGGAGUAUGGUAAUUGUGUGGCCCAAUACCCAGAGAACUGGCAGAACAAAUGCAAAGACCUUGGUGAAGCCGCUUCCGCCUGCUCCAGUAAUCAUCCUGCUGUCCAGAAGAUUCAGCAUGACUGUGCCAGGGAAUACCAGGUCUACGACCAAUGUCUCAAGGAGAACCCUCAGGAUGUCACCAAGUGUGUGAAGCCACUCCACCAAUUCAUGGACUGUGCAGAGAAGACAGCCUCUAGGAUACAGAAUGCCUAUGUAGAAAAGUCGUGAUGAUAGCUGUAUUCCAGCCGAUGGGGAAACCUGAAUUGUGUCACCUUGGUAUUAAUUCCACUCAAGGAUUUCGAUGAAUCAGAACAAUCCUCUUGUGAAUAAAAGAAACUCCCAAUCAAGUCAUCGAUGUAGUUCCACCUGACAAUGUCCAUUAUCUCAUGUGAAACUAUUUGGGUGAUUAUACACCCCACUCUUCAUAAUGUGCACGCAAGUUUAAUAUCAUCUUUGAUAUAGGCUGCAGAGCACUUUGAAGAUAAUAGCUAGAAGAAGCAGAAGAAUCACAAUCUCAUAUUUCCAGCUGAUAGAGUAUUUGUCGGUGGUGCCAAGAGAGAAAUCCAGAGGGUGAAUUACCACUGGGACAGUGGGAGUAAAAUAUGUCAGAGGUGAAGGUUCAGUGGCAUCCUCAUUGCUCAUAAUUAUCAGGAUUCAAAUUUUGAUUAAAUUCAAUACCGAAUAUAUGAAGUCUCAUACAGCCAAAUUAUGACAUAUCUGUCUAGGAAUUUGACUUAUGAGAGAAUAAUCUAAAAAAAUAUAGACUUUGGCGAAUAUUAACCGAGUAUAUGGAAGGUCAACCUGUUAUAAAGUUUACCUGUACAUAUACAUGCCCCAUUUUCAUGCAAGUUCUACAUGAACUUCAAUUUUCUCAUACCCUGUAAUUGCUUGCUGGUGCCGGAGAAUAUUUUGUGUAAUUGCAACAAAAAUCUUGUGCUGGCCAAACAGGUAUUUACGUACUGGAAUGAAGUGGUGAAAAUCCACCUCUUUUUUCUCAUAUUGAGAACUUCUCAUUUAAAGUUCUAAAAUUUUCUUCCAGUUUUUUUUAUUUUUUAUUACUUCGUGGUGGUACUUUCAAUUACAAAACAACUGGGGCCCCACUACACAAAGACUAUCAUUUUUAUGAUAAGUAUCAUGAAAAACUUGAAUUUGGUUGGCUACUGAGCCCUGGGGGCAGUUUCAUGAAGCUGUUUUUAAGUUAAGAGUGACUUUAAGAAUGACUGGUGAUCCUUUCUUGCGUGCUAAACCAUCGCCAAUGAACAUAUUGGUGUGUACGCAUAUAUACCAUGUACCACAAGAAAGGAUCACCAGUCGUUCUUAAAGUUGCUCUUCACUUACGACCAGCUUUAUGAAACACCCACCUGUUACCAUGGUAGUUAUCAACUGAAAAUAAGUAUUGAAUUAGAUCACAUGUUGAUUAGGUUGCCUUUUAGGGGGA